AUGAAGGAAGAGAGGAAGACAGACCUACCUAAAUACCUAACGCCUGAUUUGAAGGGAGAGAGGAAGGAAGGCAAACACCUGACUAACAACCUACCGACCCACAGAAAGGAAGACACCUGCCUUCCAACCUACCGACCCACAAGAAGGCAGACACCUGCCUUCCAACCUACCGGCCCACAGGAAGGCAGACACCUGCCUAACAACCUACCGGCCCACAGGAAGGAAGGCAAACACCUGCCUAACAACCUACCGACCCACAGGAAGGCAAACACCUGCCUAACAACCUACCGACCCACAGAAAGGAAGACACCUGCCUUCCAACCUACCGACCCACAAGAAGGCAGACACCUGCCUUCCAACCUACCGACCCACAGGAAGGCAGACACCUGCCUUCCAACCUACCGGCCCACAGGAAGGCAGACACCUGCCUUCCAACCUACCGGCCCACAGGAAGGCAGACACCUGCCUUCCAACCUACCGGCCCACAUGAAGGCAGACACCUGCCUUCCAACCUACCGGCCCACUGGAAGGCAGACACCUGCCUUCCAACCUACCGGCCCACUGGAAGGCAGACACCUGCCUUACAGCCUACCGGCCCACAGGAAGUCAGACACCUGCCUUACAACCUACCGGCCCACAUGA
Molecule: messenger RNA, 642 nt
Organism: Mya arenaria
Lineage: Eukaryota; Metazoa; Mollusca; Bivalvia; Myida; Myidae
Exons: 3
Coding region: 1-642 (213 amino acids)
Source: RefSeq, a predicted model, not a curated record